Molecule: messenger RNA, 5478 nt
Organism: Gymnodraco acuticeps
Lineage: Eukaryota; Metazoa; Chordata; Actinopteri; Perciformes; Bathydraconidae
Gene: zmynd11
Product: zinc finger, MYND-type containing 11
Exons: 17
Coding region: 161-2185 (674 amino acids)
Biological process (GO): regulation of transcription elongation by RNA polymerase II
Molecular function (GO): transcription corepressor activity; protein binding; DNA binding
Source: RefSeq, a predicted model, not a curated record
UAAAUCGGAUUCCACCACUAGAGUUCUCCCUCUGUUUACCUCUGAGUGUUCACACACAAACCACCAGCCUCCAAACCAGCCGGAAAAUCACUAAUGUGAGCUUUCUGGUGCUCCAUCCUUCAAGGAUUUGUGUGUUAGUGACACCGGAGCAAAAGUGAAGAUGAAUAAGGAAAUCAUGUCCCGCGUGGUGAAGAAGAGGCUGGCGGACCCGAAGGUGGUGCAGUACGUGUGGGCGGCCAUCGAGGUCGUCCGAAACCAGAAACAAAUCGCUAACAUGGACCGGAUCUCCAAGUACCUGAGCCGGAUGUUCGGGAUGCACCCGAAGGAGACGGCGCGGCAGCUGAGCCUGGCGGUGAAGGACGGGCUGGUGGUGGAGACGCUGACCGUCGGAUACAAAGGAUCGAAGGCCGGCAUCGAGCAGGAGGGAUACUGGCUGCCCGGGGACGAGAUGGAGCCGGAAGCAGAGGGAAACAAGCAGGAAUGGGAGGCAGAGAGCCACGACUGGUACUGCUUCGAGUGCCACCUCCCGGGAGACGUGCUCGAGUGUGACAACUGCUUCAGAGUCUACCAUCUCAAGUGUCUGCCGGACGAGUUCAAGCCCAAAGACGGAGGCUCGCACUGGCAGUGUGGCGCCUGCAGGGGCAGUAAAAAGAAGAACCUGAACAAACAGGAGAUGAGUAAAUACCUGCGCUUCAUCGUGCAGCGCAUGAAGGAGAGGGCAGUCGACCUAGCCAAGAAAGGCAAAGACACGAAACACCCCAUGUACAAACGUUUGAUCCACACCGCGCUGGAGGUCUCCAACAUCCACGAGAAUCUGUCUGAAGGAAAGUAUAAAAGCUUCGAUGAGUUCAAAGCCGACGCUCAGCUGAUCGUCCACAACACGGCCAUCCUGUACGGAGUUAACAGCGACCAGGCGGAAAUCGCUCGGCUGCUUUUCAGCGACACAUGCCACGAGCUCAACGAGUUGUUGUUGUGUAAAACCUGUUUCUACCUCUCCAACGCAAGGCCAGACAACUGGUUCUGUUACCCCUGUAGUCCUAACCAUGACCUGGUUUGGGCCAAAAUGAAGGGUUUCGGAUACUGGCCGGCCAAAGUCCUCCAGAGAGAAGAGAACCAGGUGGACGUUCGCUUCUUCGGACACCAGCACCAGAGAGCGUGGAUCCCGUCGGACAACAUCCAGGACAUCAAGGUGAAAGUCCAGCAGCUGCAGGUGAAGCGCAGCAGCGGCUGGAAGAAGGCCUGCGAAGAGCUGGAGGUUUACCAGCGCUUCGUGAGAGAGGGACGCUUCUGGAAAACAAAGAUGGAGGAAACCAACAUGGAAACAGAACAACAGCAGCAACAGCAACAACUACUACAACAACAACAACAACAACAACAACAACAACAACAACAGCAGCAGAACCAGAAGCAGGAAAGUGGAGGAAAGACGGAUCGUUUGGAGCGAACUGAUGAAGCCGAGUCCAGCAUUUCGUCCACCAGCAACGAACAGGUGCGACAUCUCAAAGGCAGCCUGGAGCCCAAGGCCAAGAAAAGCCGUCGAACUCAAAUAGUGGAGCCCAAAGAAGAAGCCAGCUCUCACGUCUCGUCUCUCCUGCAGGACCCCGAGCCAGAGAUGGAGGCUGUGAGCUCCAGUCAGGAGAUCCCCGUGUCCUCUGCUCCUCCUCAGCCAGAGAAGCUCUCCGUGUCCACGCAGACCAAGAAGACGAGCGGGGGGUCGCCUCGGACGCUGCACCGCGGCACGCAGACCAGCAGCGAGAGCGCCUGCCAGAACAUGUGCCACGAGAAGUACACCAAGGUGUUCAACGACGUGAAGGAGAUGAUGAAGGCCGACAACAAGAGGGAGACGGAGAGGGUGGUGCGGGAGGCGCUGGAGAAGCUGCGGGCAGAGAUGGAGGAGGAGAAGCGUCAGGCGGUCAGUAAGGCGGUGUCUGGAGCUCAGGGAGAGAUGGAGAGGAAGUGUAAGCAGGUGAAGGAGAAGUGUAAAGAGGAGCUGGUGGAGGAGGUGAAGAAGAUGGUGGCUCAACACAAACAACUCAUCUCCACCACCAAGAAGAAGCAGUGGUGUUAUAACUGUGAGGAGGAAGCCAUGUAUCACUGCUGCUGGAACACCUCCUACUGCUCCAUCAAGUGUCAGCAGGAGCACUGGCACGCCGACCACAAACGCACCUGCCGCAGGAAGAGAUGAACAAGCCCCUCCCCCUCACACCUGUACACACAACGCCAUUGGCUCCCUGAACCCCUCCCUCCCUUCCGUCAGUCAGUGUCUACCACACACACACACACACACUGAUUCUCAACUACUUGCCUUCCUGAAAACUUUGUGUGAGACGAGCAAUUUGUCCCCGUUUUUUUAAUUUUUAUUAUUUAACGUGCCCCAUUUUAAUUAAUUUUAUACCAGAUUGCUCCGAUGCAGAGUAUGAUAAUGAUUUUUUUGGGGGGGGGGGGGGGUUCCUUUCUUUACUGAAGUGCUAACUUUGAGAAUGUGUUAUCUAAGUGUGUAGUAACGGACGAGCGUAUACAUUUUAUUACCUGGAUUUUUUCAAAAUCACUUUUCUUACUGUAAAUGCAAACAAACACACCGUCGAUAUUACAAUUUAAAUAUUCAAAAAAAUACCGUAAGUACUAUCAGCAUCAAACUAGCUCCGCUUCCAUUCGGGAAAAUUGUUUAAAAAAUCUGCGUAAGAUACUGAUUUGGCUCAUAAUAUAAUUUAAUAGCAUCUCUCCUAUGAUUUCUACCUACCUUCUUAUUGGGAACAGGGUUACUAACGUUGGCCUUAAGAAAGACGCCGACAAAUAAAUCUUCCAUGUAUUAUUAAAUUAUAAUAUAGUUAUGCACAUUUUGAGGCUCUUUAUUCAAGUUGUUACGAGUCAAAUAUGAGAAAACAAAAGACGUUUGUAAUUGGUUUUAAAUGAAGAGAAAUGCAGAGCAAUCUCCCCUGAGCUGGAUCUUGGAGAGGUCACAUGACAUGACAGUUUUUCACACUUUGUUUCCCAAAAGCUUGCCAAAAAAAGACAUUGUCUCGAUCCUACCUACGACCAGGUCCUCGUCCUCAAACUGAAAUCAUUCUGUAUAUUUUUCAGAUUUCCGUGAGUCAUUUUUCUAGUGAUUAUUUUAUUUUUUAACCCUUUCACUGCGUUGCUGUAGUUGGUGGUCAGUGCCUGUUCUCUCCUUUUCUCCAUGCAUGUUGAUAGCGUCAUCCUUUCAUUACGGUAAACAAAAAGCUUGGUGUUUGAUAAGCAGUGACGACGGAUGGACCAAUAUAAAACUUUAUGCAAAAUGUGAUCAAACUAACCUUUUUCUACGGCUCUCCCCGCGGUGUUUAAACACGCCGGGAAAGCCUCGUUUUUUAAAAAGGGGCAAUUCAAUUGUCCGGUUUUUCUUUGAGAAGUGCGACACACUUUUAAAGUCUGUUUCCUCAGUAAUGAAGACUGACUGAACGGAGGAAAUGCUUCACUUACUCUGUAUAGAUCGCUUUUUUUUUACACACAGACGGCUGUUAAUAAACGUCUUCUGUCGACAUGUGACAAAUAAAAUACCGUAAAUCCUCACGUAGUGGGAGGAGCUUCCUUCAACUCAACCAGAUUUAAAGUCCUGUAGCUUCUUUGACUUCAAAUAAAAACUCAUCAAAUGCCACACGACAUACUCAUACACUAAAACGGUCCAUUAAAUAGACAAAACUAAAGUUGAAAUACCUUUGUAAAUCGUGUUGUGCCAGAAAACAAUAUUUCUGUUCGUCAAAAACUGUAAAAUUACUCAAAUAAUAUGAAAAUGGUGUCGAAUAGAACGACAGAGACGGAUCAGCGCCACAGUACUACAUAAUUAGAAAAUGAAGUAUGUACUUUUUGCUAAAAGAGUGUGUACUGUGACGUAGACGUGCAUUACUGUUUUAAACCAACAGCAAAAUAUACAACAUGUUUUAUAACUUGUAUUUCAACGUUAUAAUGCAACUGCUCAUUAACUUCAAAAUUUAAGAAAGCAAUAGUUUUUUUCAUUAACUUAAUAAAUGCUUGAGAUAUUCCUCACUAUAGCAGCUCCUCUGUUAGUUAGAGCUCUGACUAAUGAUGUUACAUGUUUUUAAUCUAUUCAUUUAAUGAUGUGUUUAAUGGCAGCUCAUUUAAUUAUCCUGUUUUAUCCAAAAACAUUUGUUGUUUCUAACAUUUUUAUAAAAUAUCUCCCGUUUCCUUGAAAGGCUUUUAUUGUGAGCUUUUUCACAGGGACUACUUUCAGUGGCGGAUGAAUCCACAUGUGGUGCUCUAGUGAGUAUGUGUGGCAGCAGGGCAGUGUAUGAGGGGGUUACAUCAAUAUAAAGUGCAGUAUGUGUGUUUUAAAAAUGCACCGUGUGGCUUUUUGAUGAGUUUUUAACGGGUUUGAGUCAAAAACAGCUUUAAGGCACACAAAAUACUUGUUUUGGACAAAUUCAACGUUUAUUUGAGUCUAAAUAAGAUUUGAAUUGGAAAAAGCAGUGAAAAGAAAGGACUUCUAUCCUAAACAGUACGGUAAUUAAAAAAGCAGCCCACUCUCAGAGGAUUUACGGUACCAGACUUCUCUCUCGAGUCUUUUUUAUUUUUUGAAACUCAUUUAAGUGUAUCACUUUAAGAUGUAAUUGUACAGUUUGACCUCUCUCUGUUCAUCCCGCAGCUUCUGGUUUAAUACAAUGUUCCUCCUCUAUCUUCAUCAUCAUCAUCAUCAUCAUUGCACUACAUGUAAAUAAAUCCUCCUUCAUAUUAUAUUGUAUAGAUGGAUUCACAGAUAUCUGUUUCUCCUGUGUUCACAGACGACUGUUAGUUCUAGUUUUGUACAAUGUACAACCGCUUAUCUCUGAGAUGUGUCACUUUCUUUCUGCAUUGUUUUAAUUAGUUUUGAGUCACACACACACACUCAUAUCUAAACUGUACCUUCAGCUCUCACACACACACACACACACACACACACACACACUCAUAUCUAAACUGCUUUUUCAGCUCACACACACACACACAUCUCAAACGUUGAUGAAACUCAAGCAAAACGUCGAUUAAAAACCUCCCUUUUCUGUCGAAGGUGAAACAUUUUCUAUUACAGCUUUUAUAUUCGUCCAUCCAGCCGUUUUAAUAAAAAGAGAAUAGGUCUUGGAUGUCAUUCCUGUUUGUUUUUUUACCUGCAUGAGUAAAGUGUGUUUCUUUCGACUCCUUGAAAAAAAGACAGCAAUAUGACAAUGACGUUUAUACAUUUUCUGGAACUACAGUCGAGUUAAAAGUGGUUUGAAUCCCUCAAACUGGACUUGUUAUCGUCUUUGUUCCACAUAGUACCGACUGUGGAGUCAAAGCAGAAUACAGUUUCCCGCCUCAUCUUCUGUCCAUAUGUAAACUAUUAAAUGUGGUUUAACACUUAUUUUCUAUGCUCCUGACAUUUCGUUUUGUUUUGAUGCUUUAGCUAGCAAUAUGUAUAUAAAUAUAUUCUAUGUGCUAACAUGGAGGAAAUAAAUGUAUCAACAAGUU